This is a messenger RNA of Soboliphyme baturini, 591 nucleotides long. The record is from the annotation of a GenBank genome assembly. Lineage: Eukaryota; Metazoa; Nematoda; Enoplea; Dioctophymatida; Soboliphymatidae.
CUGCUAACAUACGAUCAUUUUCAUUGUUUUAAUUCCGCUCCCUAUUUAAUCAAUAGAACUAACUACUUCCGAUCCCUUCAGCUGUUAUUUCUUGAUGGAGAAGAGGCAUUCAAGAAUUGGAGUAAGCGAGAUUCGCUGUAUGGAUCUCGCAAACUGUGUGAGGAAUUGGAAGCACAUCCUUAUCCGGCGUAUGGCCAUCCUUCCGUUACCGAAUUACAUCGAAUUGAUGCUUUCGUCCUUUUGGAUUUACUUGGUGCCCCAAAUUGUUACAUAUAUAAUUAUGAAGUGAAUGACAAGAAAGUAUAUAAAUAUUUUCCUGACACUGAAGAAAAACUAAGGAAGAUCAAAAGUUGUUUGCCCUUAAAUCGUCAGAUCUUUAAGCGAGAUAUGCUUUUCGGUUAUGCAGUAGAAGAUGAUCAUCUUCCAUUCUUUGAACGAGGUGUGAAAAUUGUUCAUCUGAUUCCUGCGCACUUUCCAUCCGUUUGGCACACGUUAAACGACACGGCGAGUUCUCUUUACUGGCCUGUGAUUGAUCAGUUGGCGGUUAUUUUAAGGGUAUUUACAGCACGUUAUCUAAAACUUAAAAUUUGA